Molecule: messenger RNA, 1056 nt
Organism: Kwoniella botswanensis
Lineage: Eukaryota; Fungi; Basidiomycota; Tremellomycetes; Tremellales; Cryptococcaceae
Exons: 3
Coding region: 1-1056 (351 amino acids)
Biological process (GO): cell redox homeostasis
Molecular function (GO): thioredoxin-disulfide reductase (NADPH) activity
Source: RefSeq, a predicted model, not a curated record
AUGUCGUUCUCGACCACCGUCGACGUCCUAAUCAUAGGCGGUGGACCAGCAGGUCUGGGAGCAGCAACCAGCAUCUCUCGACUUAAGCGAUCAUGUCUCCUAUAUGACUCCGGAUUAUAUCGAAACGAGGUUGCUGAACAGUCACAUACCAUCGCAGGUUUCGAGGGUGGUAAUCCCAAAGAUUUCAAAAACAAGGUGAAAAGUGAUUUGGAGAAUUUUUAUAGUGAUACAUUGGAAUUUAGGAAUGGGUUAAUAACGAACUUGAGAAAGUUGGAUGAUAUUCAACAUGGACAUGCGUUUGAAGCUUUGGAUAGUGAGGGGAAGUUGAUCGUUGCGAAGAAAGUUGUGUUGGCUACGGGUAUUAAAGAUCAUUUGCCUGAUAUUGAAGGUGUCAAAGAACAAUGGGGUAAAAGGAUUAUCCACUGCAUAUUCUGCCAUGGUACCGAAACUGCCAAUGCUCCCUUUGCCUUUUUGUUUACCAAAGCCAAUAGCAUGAUGAAUGAGAAACUUGUUGAGACGAUGCUGAAGCUGUGGAAGAACCUCAAUCAUACUGAUAGAUAUGUUUUGACCCAUGGAAUGGAUGUCAAUACCCCAGAGGGAAGGAAAGAUGCGGGAUUGGAAGGUAAGCUUGAUCUGUUGAAGAAAUUAGGAUAUCAAAUCAUCUCUACUCCUAUCCACUCUAUCCUUGAAGAAAGUUCAAAAUCCAGCUUGAUCAUUACAUUUACCGACAAAUCUACAAUCACCGUCCCAGCGAUGUUACUCUUCCCCGAGAAAUUCAUUCCCUCCGAACAUUCCGCACCGUUACUCACCGAAGAGUUACUAGGCGACAAGCUCCAAGCGUGGGGAACAAUUCCUGGACCACCUGCGUCGGGAUCUGGAGCUACGGGAUUGCCACCUCGGAUGGGCGAUGAUCCUCGAACAUCCGUCAGAGGAUUGUUCUGGGCUGGAAAUGCCGGGUCGGCACCUGCGAAUGUCACGUUGAGUCUCGCGCAGGGUCAGAUGGCUGGUGUGAUGGCUGGGGAUCAAUUGGGUGAAGAGGAGUUGGCUAAGCUUUAA